Messenger RNA from Phacochoerus africanus (Common warthog), 795 nucleotides. It is a transcript of the gene SEC61B, whose product is annotated as SEC61 translocon subunit beta. Lineage: Eukaryota; Metazoa; Chordata; Mammalia; Artiodactyla; Suidae. Gene Ontology annotation, cellular component: Sec61 translocon complex. Gene Ontology annotation, biological process: intracellular protein transport. Bases 309 to 599 code for a protein of 96 amino acids. The record is from RefSeq and is a predicted model, not a curated record. The transcript is spliced from 4 exons.
CUGCCGGAGGAAAUUUCUCGUCUGACCAUGGCUGGGAUCUCCCACUGGCAGAGACUGGACUCUAGGAAGGACUCUGUGAUCCAAGUGAAAAGAUAGGAAGUCUGUAAUUCCUAUACAGCACUAAAUCGCCUGUACUAAAAUUCCUCCAGGCACAUAGUCGGACAGCCCAGGCGUCCCUGGAGUCAGCGAGGACCCUGCCAGCAGGUCCGGGGGCGGGACCAGUAUUAGUCUCUCCGGCCGCUGGUCUGUUGAGGGCUCUACCGCUUCCCCGCCAUCAACUUCAGUUGGCUGCCUCUCCAGUUUCCAGCAUGCCCGGUCCGACGCCCAGUGGCACCAACGUGGGCUCCUCAGGACGCUCUCCCAGCAAAGCAGUGGCCGCCCGGGCGGCAGGAUCCACGGUCCGGCAGAGGAAAAAUGCCAGCUGUGGAACAAGGAGCGCAGGUCGUACAACCUCAGCAGGCACUGGGGGGAUGUGGCGAUUCUACACAGAAGAUUCACCAGGGCUCAAAGUUGGCCCUGUUCCAGUAUUGGUUAUGAGUCUUCUGUUCAUCGCUUCUGUAUUUAUGUUGCACAUUUGGGGCAAGUACACUCGUUCAUAGAUUCGGCUACAUCCAUCUGUCUGUCAUCUGAAGAAGGAAGGGAAAAAACCCAACAUAUCUUGGACCAAAAACAUAGUGAUUUUCUGUUUAUGAGAAAAAUUUUCUGUAAGCUUCCUGUUUUACAGGGAACUUAAUAAGAACUGAUUUUAAGGAAUCAGUUUUUUUUCUAUGGCUAAUAAACUUUUUAAUUCAUUUA